This is a messenger RNA of Lactuca saligna, 1218 nucleotides long. NCBI's taxonomy places the organism in Eukaryota, Viridiplantae, Streptophyta, Magnoliopsida, Asterales, Asteraceae. The record is from the annotation of a GenBank genome assembly.
AUGCGGUCAGUUGGUGUUCUUCUCAAGUAUCUCGAUUGUGGUGACUAUAACUGCAUUUGUGAAUUUUGUGGCUCCUAUUUCUGGUUUGAUGAAAGGUCUCUGAAGCUAUCCACUGCUCAUCACCCGAGAUAUAGUCACUGUUGUAAAUCUGGUGUUGUUAUCCUUCCUUAUCCUUCUAGAUUACCAACUGAAUUUAUUUCCCUUUUUGAUAACGUUCGUUUCUUGAGGGACAUUAGAGCUUAUAACAGCAUGUUCUUUAUGACAUGGUUUGGAGAAAAUGUAGAUGAGGAUCCAAAUGAUAGUCAUGGUCCCUAUGUGUUUAACGUUUCAGAAAAAAGGGAUUUAGAUGAGGGUAUAGUUACGUUUCUGGUUGCCUUUUUAAAGGACAACAAUGAAUAUGUGUGUACAUUCAAGACUGCAAAACAGCUUGCUGAUGAGAUGAACCUAGCAUCAUAUGUUGUUUGUUUGUUUAACAAUGUUCCCGACCAUAGAUAUGACCUACCUUCACCUGGAUCCUUGGGUUGCAUAGUAAUUGGUGAUGAUAAUAAUUGUAGAAAUUAUGAUAUUGUAGUCCACUCCAAUUCAGGUCGUCUGCAGCGUAUUAGUAAGCUUCAUCCUAAUAAUAUGAUGCUGCAAUAUCCGAUUUUGUUUCCAUAUGGUGAAAAGGGUCGGUCUCCGCGUUUAAAGUUGGAUUUGUAUACCAUAGAGUUCCAGAAAAGAGGUCUUAUCCACUGUCACACGUUGAUUUGGGUUAACAGUGCAUAUAGGAUCAAGAAUCCAGACGAUGUGGAUACAUAUAUUACUGUUGAGUUGCCAUAUCCAAUGAUGGAACCUCGGUUGUAUGAAACGAUAACAACGUGUACGAUUCAUGGUUCGUGUGGUCCACUAAAUGAAAAGGCUCUGUGUAUGAAAGAUGGCAAAUGUAGCAAACAUUUCCCAAAGUCGUUUCUUGAUUCUACAUUCUUUGAUACUGAGGGUUACGUGCGUUACAAGCGUGGUUCAUCCGCCCGGCACACAACACCACGCAGGGUUGUCAUAGAUAAUGGAUAUGAUGUCCCCUACAAUAAAAGACUUUGUUCCCGAUUUCAAGCUCACAUUAACGUUGAAUAUUGUGGCUGGAACAUGAUGAUCAAGCACCUGUUCAAAUAUAUAUCAAAAGGAGUAGAUCGUGUCAAAUAUGUAAUUCAGAAAAGCGAACCGAAUGAUAAGACUGGUUGA